Messenger RNA from Pseudophryne corroboree (corroboree frog), 1337 nucleotides. It is a transcript of the gene TNNT1, whose product is annotated as troponin T1, slow skeletal type. Bases 175 to 879 code for a protein of 234 amino acids. The transcript has 13 exons. Gene Ontology annotation, cellular component: troponin complex. Gene Ontology annotation, molecular function: troponin T binding; tropomyosin binding. Gene Ontology annotation, biological process: regulation of muscle contraction; slow-twitch skeletal muscle fiber contraction; sarcomere organization. NCBI's taxonomy places the organism in Eukaryota, Metazoa, Chordata, Amphibia, Anura, Myobatrachidae. The record is from RefSeq and is a predicted model, not a curated record.
AGGCCACUGAUCCAGUACUAUGUCACUGUUAAAGAACAGUGGUGUCUAGUUUCUCUUAGUAAAGCCCCAUACGUCUGGCCGGCCCCACUACAAAGCUGAUAUCUGAGUGCCUUAGCCUCCACUCCAUCACUACAGCCAGUCUGAAUAAUUCCUCCAGGCACAACAUCGGACAGAAUGUCUGACACAGAAGAAGUGGAUUACGAAGAGCAACAAGAAGAUGAAGAACAGGAAGAAGAAGAGGAGGAACGACCCAGGCCAAAACCGAUGAUGCCCCAGUUGGCUCCGCCAAAAAUCCCAGAGGGAGAAAGAGUUGACUUUGAUGACAUACAUCGCAAGCGGAUGGAAAAAGAUCUCCUGGAACUCCAGACAUUAAUCGACGUCCAUUUUGAACAGCGUAAAAAGGAAGAAGAGGAAAUGAUAGGCUUAAAGGAUAGAAUAGAUCAUCGGAGAGCGGAACGUGCAGAGCAACAGCGUUUCAGGACUGAGAAGGAGAGGGAGAGACAAGCCAGAGUGGCGGAGGAAAAAAUGAGAAAAGAAGAAGAAGAAGCUAAAAAACGUGCUGAUGAUGAUGCAAAGAAGAAAAAAGUACUUUCCAAUAUGGGAGCCCAGUAUGGGGGGUAUCUAAUGAAGGCAGAGCAAAAAAGAGGAAAGAGGCAGACAGGGCGUGAAAUGAAGAGAAAGAUGCUUGCUGAGAGGCACAAACCGUUAUGCAUUGAUCACAUGAAUGAAAACCAGCUAAGGGAGAAAGCUAAGGAGUUUACAGACUGGAUGUAUCAACUUGAGUCUGAAAAGUUUGACCUAAUGGAGAAACUGAAAACUCAGCGAUAUGAGAUAAAUGUUCUUUACAACCGCAUAAGCCAUGCACAAAAAUUCCCAUAGCAAAAAAGGAGCCGGAAAAGGACGUGUUGGAGGGCGCUGGAAAUGAAGAGCCAUUUUGGUGAUUACUAGUAAUACUACACAUAACCGCAUGCUCUAAUUUUCACAUCAUGUCUCCAGUGGACCGUCCAUCAGACCAUCAUCCAAGCGCAAUUCCAUACUGCUGCCUUCCAUCAUCUUCUAAUGUAUAGUAUAUCGCAAUGCAAGCUAAAUGCAUUUUCAGCAAUUGUCCAGAUUUCUGCGUAUUCUGCGUAUUUUGAGUCCAACAACCACAAAACUGUCCCUUGCUAAAUAAAAAGCAGUGCAAAAACAUCUGUGUGAUUUCUUAUAGCUCACAUGUCUGAAAAGCAUCUUACUCAUGGUUCACCACAACCCUCAUAGAAACCAAAGUGUGAUUUAUUAUCAAUGCGGUAUUCUUACUCACUAUUGUAUCUCAUUAAACAAAUCACUUGUGACUCUGA